Synchytrium microbalum is the source of this 252-nucleotide messenger RNA. RefSeq lists its product as uncharacterized. The record is from RefSeq and is a predicted model, not a curated record. The coding region runs from base 1 to 252 and encodes 83 amino acids. Lineage: Eukaryota; Fungi; Chytridiomycota; Chytridiomycetes; Synchytriales; Synchytriaceae. The transcript is spliced from 2 exons.
AUGCUCGCACUACGACGUAGAACAAGAGAACUUCGCCAACUGUUUAUUAUUCUUGAUGCUAACUGGCCGUCAUCCAAGGCUUCAGGAGAAACACACACUGUACGAGAGUUCAUAGAAAAGUCCUUUGCUGUAGCCGGAGUCAAGAUUGCAUGGGAAGGAUGUCGUGAAGGUGAAGUAGGGAAGGACUCCAAAUCCAGUGGAAUCAGAGUUCGGAUCGACCCACGAUACUGUUGUACGUGUCUUGGUCGAUAA